This is a messenger RNA of Lethenteron reissneri (Far Eastern brook lamprey), 531 nucleotides long. RefSeq names its product endothelin-1 receptor-like. Gene Ontology annotation, cellular component: plasma membrane. Gene Ontology annotation, biological process: enteric nervous system development; endothelin receptor signaling pathway; vasoconstriction. Lineage: Eukaryota; Metazoa; Chordata; Hyperoartia; Petromyzontiformes; Petromyzontidae. Gene Ontology annotation, molecular function: endothelin receptor activity. The record is from RefSeq and is a predicted model, not a curated record.
UUUUACGCCAAAGCCAAGGACUGGUGGCUGUUCGGCUUCUACUUCUGCAUGCCGCUGGCCUGCGCGGCGGUCUUCUACACGCUCACGACCGUCGAGAUGCUCGGGAUGAAGAAGCGAAACCUUGGCAGCGCCAUCGACGAGCACCUCAAGCAGCAACGGGAGGCAGGCACGGCGGUGUUCUGCCUGGCGGUGGUGUUUGCGCUGUGCUGGCUGCCGCUGCAUCUCAGCCGCAUCCUCAAGAGAACCGUCUACACGAGAUGUGACCCCAACCGCUGCGAGCUGCUCAGCUUCCUGCUCGUGCUGAACUACAUCGGCAUGAACCUGGCGACCCUCAACUCGUGCGUCAACCCCGUCGCCCUCUACGUCGUCAGCGCAAAGUUCAGGAACCGCUUCAAGUCCUGCCUGUGCUGCUGCUGGUCUCGCGACCUGCUGACGCAACUCCGCUGGGACCACGACGCUGAAGUGGACGUCGCCACCAGCAGCAGCUCAAAGCUCCUGGACGUUACCUACAGGGUGGACAGCAAACUGUGA